AUGUGGCGGCAGGGAGGAAGCAUUUACACGCGGAAGGUAGAGGGACAUGAGCAACAGCAGCCGGUGACGGCCGUCGCAACGCGCAUGGCGUCAGCAGGGAUGGUGAACUCGAAGCAGCACCACACCCGUUCUAGAGCGGAUGACGCGAAUCAUGAGCCGAAUGGUCGGGUGAUGGGCGAGGCUAGUCAUACCAGCCCUCAUGUUCCGUCGUCUCCUCCAACCGGUCCCAAUCGCAAGCCGCCCCUCAUUGACCAGAGUUCGCCAGAUCAGGGGAGCAAGCGUGAUGCAGCCACCAAGUUGAAGCCGUCGGCGGUGCUGACGCCACAAGGAAGUGAGCCGGUACUCAAUGCGCGGAGGCAGUGGUCGAGCAUUCCCACGCAGCAGUAUUGCUCGGCGAAGCGUGGACCAAUGUUCUCUCCCGCCUCGGUGCAUGCUGCUUCAUCGCCGCCGUCACCUUUGGUUCAUCGCUCCCCUCUCAAAGCGCAACAAGGAGCGAGCUUGGGCGCUGGCCUCCCUGGAAUGGUGCCGACGCCUUUCUUUGAUGGUGGUGUAGGACAGACUCUCGACAUGGAGGGAGAGCACGGGGACUCGUCACCCGAAGAGGGUGUAGGGGAUGCCGGAUUGGAGGAUACAGAAGUGUUACAGUUGAAGAGGCUGCUAGCCAGUGUUCGCCAGCGACGUGGUGGUGACAUAUCGGGUAUCCUUGCGGCCGCUAACAGUCGUGGCACUCCAUUGCUCGCUGCUGAUAGGGUAGAGGCGCUGGCGAGUAUUGACAGUUCUGUCCGCAGGCGCGAAGAACGUGGAAAGGCUCCCAUCACUCACGGUGGGAGUAAAUGGGACACGCAUGCAGCCGCGAGUAACCAACAUCAGGCUGCACGUACGGCUACUGGCACGCACCCUCAUGCUUUCACCAAUAACCAGCCGGAUCCACCCGCGUCGCCUCCCUCGCAGGCCCCACCCCAACCCCAGGCAGGUGGCCACGGGACGGCUGCUGCACCGCGCACUUGA
Messenger RNA from Closterium sp. Yama58-4, 1008 nucleotides. NCBI's taxonomy places the organism in Eukaryota, Viridiplantae, Streptophyta, Zygnematophyceae, Desmidiales, Closteriaceae. The record is from the annotation of a GenBank genome assembly.